Teleopsis dalmanni is the source of this 1450-nucleotide messenger RNA. RefSeq names its product protein mono-ADP-ribosyltransferase Parp16-like. NCBI's taxonomy places the organism in Eukaryota, Metazoa, Arthropoda, Insecta, Diptera, Diopsidae. The transcript has 2 exons. The record is from RefSeq and is a predicted model, not a curated record. Bases 112 to 1146 code for a protein of 344 amino acids.
AAUUCAUUCAAUUACUUCUUUUGGCUUCUCAAUUUGUUCAAAAUUCAGUUCAAUUGUACUUUAUUGCACACAUUUUCUUGAAAUACAAUAAUUGGUUCUAUAUAGCCAAAAAUGUCUGAAGAAGUCGAGAGUGAAGUAUCUACAGAUAUGUCAUCAAAUGGUGAAACAGAUACUCAAAUAGAAUAUCUAACAAAAGUAAAAGAGGUUGAAUGCGUAUUGGUAAAUUCCUUAAUAGAAAGUGAUGCCAAAUGGAGCUUGUUUGUGACUGCAGCCUACAGUUAUGAUUGUGAAAUAGCAGUAAAACCAUUUCUCCCAGAAUUCAUUACCAGUAUGGAUCAACUAUAUGACAUAAUAUGGAAAACCCCCAACCUAAAACUUUUGCGGUCAUAUAUUCAAGAAAUUGACUACUCAUAUUGUAAAAAGGAAGUUAUAAUAUUAUUACAUUGGAUUUUAAUUUCUUCAAAUUCGCCAAAAUUAGAAAUGAUCAAAAACCCAGACUUCGUGGAAUUUUUAACUCAUAUACAGGAUGGCGGGCCUAUCACUGUGCCUACAUUUGCAUUCAAGAUUAGUUAUGAUGAUGAUAAUGAAGAAAAUGUCAACUUUGAGAACAAAAGUGCAGAAUAUGGCAGUAGGACUGCAUUUUAUACCUGUGAUCCAUAUUUCUUAUAUAAACUCUUAUGUCAUGGUUUCGGGUAUAAUAAUUCUGAAGACCCUAUACGUCUAACAAAUGUAAUUUCCAUCGCAUUGUCAAAAUCGAGACGCACUCCUUGUUGGGGGAAAUCAUGCUGUGGACAAGUCUUGAGAUCAGUAGGUGUUGUGGAAUAUAUUCAAAACGGAAGGUUCAUUCAACACAGACUUCGUACGAAUCCUGAUCGAGUUGAUAUUUACGUUGAAAUUCCUCGGUUAGUUCGAGUACGAUAUAUUCUUUACUACGCAGAACAAUUGCCGCAUAUACCAGAUUCAAUAAAAGACGUCAUAAAGUCAAAGACGUUUCGCAGAAAUUAUAUUUUACAAUUUGGUUGUGUUGUGACUUUAGCAGGGGUUGGAUGUUGUUUGUGUAUAAAACGUUUAGGAUAUUCGUUUAAAAUCAAGGAUGUAUUCAUAUUUGCUUACAAGUCUGUAGGAUUUUCAAGAAUUAAAUGGUGAAUACGGGAUAAGCAUAUAUAUCUUCAAUAUCAUUAAGUUCAAUAUUAAAUGGAAUAAGUUCAAUGUUUGCAGAAUCCAGCAAAUUUUAGAAGAAACUUUAGUUUCAAACUGAAAUGAAACCCUUACGUCUUGUAAGGUUUAAGAUAAAUCAAUGUUUCUCAAGAACUGCAGAUAUUUCAGAAGUAGUGGACUGCUUAUAUAGUAGUAUGUUAGUCAAGAAACCAUAAAUAGAAAAUGGAAUAAUAUGAAACGCAAUUCAGUACAAAAUCAUUUUAAGACUUAAUUUUAAACGUUUUUAAAUCUA